AUGGUGUCGACGUGUAUGGAUGCCGAUGUCGAUGAUGACGAUAUCGAUGAUGCUGGUAUAUUCAGCAUCGCCAAUGACUACCAAAGUGAGGAAGAUGACGCACUCACUGGUGAAGACAGCGUUAUUUCAGCAGUGCACACGAAGCGCACUGCUGUUGACAAGGAUGAAUCAGCAGAGCAAUUUCUGCUCACUCGCGAAGCGGUUGUCCGCUUCGUUCAAGACUCUAUUACAGAUGCAAUAGACGGACAGAAUAGAAAUGCAGAAAAACAUGGAAGCGCAAAUGCUCUUUCAUUUAAUGAAGGAGAUUAA
Peronospora matthiolae is the source of this 309-nucleotide messenger RNA. The record is from the annotation of a GenBank genome assembly. NCBI's taxonomy places the organism in Eukaryota, Oomycota, Peronosporomycetes, Peronosporales, Peronosporaceae.